AUGCCUCAACUUCGUAACAAAAUACCGAAUGAGCUCAAAUUCCUUCUUGAAAACAGUAAGAAGCUCCUGCCCUCUUGCUCUGCAAGAGGAAAAACAAUUGCAGAAAGAAAUAAGCAAAGACGACGAGGAAUUCAGAUAACAGACGAAUCAGAAAAUCCUUUCGUGGUUUCUGAACAAGUAAAUGUGCCCGUGUUAGAAGAACAAGAAUCUAUUACGGAAAACGAUGAAGAAGAAAUGCAAGAUGAAGAGAUGGAUGCCGUGACAGCUCUUCGUGCAUUAGACAAAGAAUUUCCUCGAGUAGUGAUACCGAUAACUAACCCAGGAGGCACAGCUUCCUAUUUAAAAGUUUCUCCCCGGCAAAUAAAAAUAAGGUCGGAGCAGAUUCAAACAGCUCAAGAAAAUUUAACUGGAUCAGAGAGAUAUUUUGAAGAUAAUGCAAUGCAAGCAGGAAGAUUCAGAGCAAAGAAAACGUCAGACGAUAUUGUAAGUUCGAUCCAUAUCGAACCUGAACUUUCUUCAGUUAUUGAAAGACACGUUGAAGAAUUUAAUGAGAUUGAGAGUUUCAUUACCAAAUAUUUUACUCAAUGGGAAUUUCAGCUAAAUUUCAAUCAAAAUAUUUUGUUCUACGGAUUUGGGUCGAAAGAACGCAUCCUAGAACUUUAUCAAGCUUUUUAUAAUAAAAAGAAAAUUAUCUCAUGGUUUCAUUUUUACGGAAAUGGCGACUUAUUAACAUUGAAUCUUGCCUAUUUAACAUUAUUGGAGAAUUUAUUUGGUCCUAAAAGUAAAUACUCUAAUUUUACUUUGGUAAGAAAGGCGGAUCUUAUUCGUGAUUAUUUUAAGACUACUGAUGUAAAGUCAAUUUUCAAAAUAAUUAUCCACGAUCUAGACGGUUCCGUAUUUGAAAAUCUUGAGGCAAGAACAGCAUUGGUCUUACUCAGCGGCAUCCCAAAUAUCCAUUUACUUGCUACGAGUGAAAGUAUCAACUUUUUUUCCAUAUGGAACCUUAUCGAAGUAGAUAGAAUGAAUUGGCAUGCUCAUGAGAUAACGAGCUAUGGAAAUUAUAAAUUACCAAUGGCAAGCAAGAAAAAAUUAGUGAAAACCUGUCAAAACUUUGGAUUGGAGAAAAAAGAAGUAAAGUCCGUGCUAAUGUCGUUUAAUAAUCGCCGUCGUGAAAUGUUUUACACGCUGGCAAAUCAUAUUGUUGAAGCCAAAAGGAGAACUGACACAAAUUGGAACGUCAUAAGUUUGAAUAAAUUUUUCAAUUAUUGCAACAAAAACUUAGUUUGUCGUGAGAAAAAGAACUUUAAUCUCUACUUGGAGGAUUAUGUCCGUCAGGGCAUUUUUAUUUCGAAUAAAACUCGUUAUGGUGAAACCAGAAUUACCAUCCCAAUGUCCUUUCCUGAUAUCAAAGCAAUGCUGUUAGAUAAAGAGAUAUUCGGAUAUCUUAAUGGAUAA
Molecule: messenger RNA, 1455 nt
Organism: Funneliformis geosporum
Lineage: Eukaryota; Fungi; Glomeromycota; Glomeromycetes; Glomerales; Glomeraceae
Source: the annotation of a GenBank genome assembly